AUGGCAAGCCGCUCCUACCGCAUCAGCUCCAGCUGUGGGGUCAGGAACUUCAGUUCCUGCUCUGCUGUUGUACCCAAGCCUGGGGCUCACAGAAGUGUCGGAGCCACGGCCUACUGCAGAGGCAGUGCUGGGGGUCCAGGCUAUAGGUGCCUGGGGAGCUUUGGCAGCCGGAGCAUGUGUGUGGUGGGGUCACCUAGGAUGGCUGUGAGCUGCAGAUGGCCCGUACGCAGUGGCGGCAGCUUUGGCUACCGGGCAGGUGGUCUGUGUGGUCCCAGCAUCUCCACUGUGACAGUCAAUGAGAGCCUCCUCACGCCCCUCAACCUGGAGAUCGACCCCAAUGCACAGUGCGUGAAGCAGCAAGAGAAGGAGCAGAUCAAGCGCCUCAACAACAAGUUCGCUGCCUUCAUCGACAAGGUACGCUUCCUGGAGCAGCAGAACAAGCUGCUGGAGACCAAGUGGCAGUUCUACCAGAACCGCAAGGGCCGCCAGAGCGACGUGGAGCCGCUGUUUGAGGGCUAUAUCGAGACAAUAAGGCGGGAGAUCCAAUAUGUGGAGGGUGAUGCCGGGAAUCUGGCCUCAGAGCUCCGCCACGUGCGGGACCCACUGGAGAGCUACCGGAAGAAGUAUGAAGAUGAAGUGGCCCUCAGGGCCACAGCUGAGAACGAGUUUGUGCUGCUAAAAAAGGACAUAGACAGUGCUUAUCUGCGUAAGUCAGACCUCGAAUCCAAUGUGGACCUGCUGACCAGGGAGAUCACUUUCCUGCAGUCCCUCUAUGAGGAGGAAAUCUCCAUCCUGCAGUCACAAAUCUCAGAAACCUCAGUGGUGGUGAAGAUGGACAACAGCCGGGAGCUCAACAUGGACAUGGUUGUGGCCGAGAUCAAGGCUCAGUAUGAUGAUAUUGCCAGUCGCAGCCGGGCUGAGGCUGAGAGCUGGUACCAGACCAAGUGCCAGGAGAUGAAGGCUACGGUGACUCAGCAGGGCGAGAACCUCCGCAGAAGCAAGGAAGAGGUCAGCGAGCUGAACCGCAUGAUCCAGAGGCUGACGGCUGAGGUGGAGAACUCUAAGCAACAGCGCUGUAGGCUGGAGGCUUCCAUAGCUGAUGCAGAACAGCAGGGUGAGGCGGCCCUAAAUGAUGCCCGCUGCAAGCUGGCAGGGCUGGAGGAGGCCCUGCAGAAGGCCAAACAGGACAUGGCCUGCCUGCUCAAGGAGUACCAGGAGGUGAUGAACUCCAAGCUGGGCCUGGACGUGGAGAUUGCCACUUACCGCAAACUGCUGGAGGGCGAAGAAAGCAGGCUGUGUGAAGGCGUGGGCUCAGUCAACAUCUGUGUGAGCCGUUCUCAGGGUGGUGUGAUCAGCGGGGAUCUUGGUUCCGGUGUCUCAUGGAGCAUGGGGGGUGUGGCCAGCAACAGUGUCCUGUGUUCCCCCUCUGUCAUGGGACCCUGCUCCAGUGCAAGGUCUGUGAGGUUUACAUAG
This is a messenger RNA of Octodon degus (degu), 1473 nucleotides long. RefSeq names its product keratin, type II cuticular Hb5-like. Gene Ontology annotation, biological process: keratinization; intermediate filament organization. The record is from RefSeq and is a predicted model, not a curated record. Gene Ontology annotation, molecular function: structural constituent of skin epidermis. Gene Ontology annotation, cellular component: keratin filament. The transcript is spliced from 9 exons. NCBI's taxonomy places the organism in Eukaryota, Metazoa, Chordata, Mammalia, Rodentia, Octodontidae. Bases 1 to 1473 code for a protein of 490 amino acids.